Cryptococcus deneoformans JEC21 is the source of this 1122-nucleotide messenger RNA. Its product is annotated as expressed protein. The record is from RefSeq and is a predicted model, not a curated record. Bases 99 to 920 code for a protein of 273 amino acids. Gene Ontology annotation, molecular function: oxidoreductase activity, acting on a sulfur group of donors, disulfide as acceptor. Lineage: Eukaryota; Fungi; Basidiomycota; Tremellomycetes; Tremellales; Cryptococcaceae. The transcript is spliced from 3 exons.
UCGGUCUGCUUUUUUGACUUCUAACUUCUCUCCACCUGUCAUCAGCUUGGACCUUGUCGCGAAUUAAAUAUAUCUUCCAAGAGUAUCACGGCACCCCAAUGAAGCUCAAUCCAGCAAUCCCACUCCUCGCCCUCGCAACCUUUUCCGCAGCUACGCCCGCUGCUCAGCUGCCCGUCGGACUUGAUCUUGGCAAAGAACCUGAUAGCAGCAAGGUCAACGUGUCUUUGUAUGUUAUGUCAAAAUGUCCCGAUGCUAGACUGUGUGAAAACGUAUUCGGCCAAGUUCUGCGCACCGAAUCCAUACUCCCCAAGAUCUCUCUUUCUCUCCAUUACAUAGGUACCCUCGACCCCUCUUUGCCCCUGGGAGUUGACGUGAAGCAUGGCCCUACCGAAGCUUACGGUAACGCCCAUCAACUGUGCUUGUACAACCACGUUCCCUUGACGCAAUUCUGGGCGGCAGUCGAGUGCAUGAACUUCCCUUCGAGUUUCCCGAAGGAUAUUGGGACGGUAGGGUUUACGAGGCAGUGUGCGGAGACGGUGGGGGUGGAUUGGUGGGGUAGUGGCGUCGGAAAAUGUGUGGAGGGGAAGAAAAGGAUGGGGAAGGCUAAGAAGGACAAGGAAACUCAGGCGGAAGAAAAGGAAGGGUAUUAUGUAGGCAAAGAAGGGAGAAAGCUUUUGCUUGAGAAUAUCCGAGAGACAGAAAAGACGGGCGUGACGACAAGUUGUACGAUCGAGAUUGGGAGUACUCUCGUUCCGGAAGGGAAGCGGACUUGUGUAGUGGACGGUGGCGUAUGGAAGGGGUGCGAUGAUGGACAUACAGCUACGGACUUCGUCCGAAUCAUCGACGCGGAAUGGAAGAACCUCAAGAAAGGCACCUCUUCCAUUGAUGAGGCUUUCAUAGAUGAGCAUGCGGAGGACUAGAGCAUCAAUAAUCUAAGAAAAUCUCGUCAUUAUUCUUUGUAUAAAUUUUCAGGCCAUGUAGUAUACAGAUUAAAACUGUGACCAUACGCCAAUGUACCCAUGUGAUCUAGUCUAAUAUAUCAUCAUUACCACCUAUAUAUACAGCAUUCACCCCAUCAUCAUCAUCGUUUUAGUCGUAAGGGUUAAAUUAGGUAUAUAUAUA